GAAAUAUAUACGUACCACCAAAGAGGUAAUAGCGAUAGGAUCUUCUCAUUAACUUAUUGUAUUUUUUGGAGAAGAGGUGGACAGAUACAAUUAAACAAAAAUACUGAAUAGCUAAGCAUGUCAUUUAAAGCGUCUUUCCCCCACAACAGCUCGUUCGCUCUAUUGUAUUUCGUCUCUCCUGAACGCUUCAGCGAACUAUUUUGUGACGUAUCAGGCAAUAUAAUUCACCAUCGACCUCGCCAUUCACCAAAUGCCGCUUCAUGCUGCGAUCGAGCGAAUUGCAACUGAACAACUCUUCCGAAACACAUUGAUAGGUGUGGUUCUACUCUCAACUCCCUGGUUGAAUAUACUUUUAUAUAUACCAGCUGUAUAAUCUCGGGUUUACCGUUCACUGAGGUUAUCUCUCGGCUAUGAUCAUGAUGAUAAACUAAGCUCACUCGCAGUGCCAGGAUCAUUUUGUGUUUCGUCGUUCUGAAGUUCUGAAGUUCUGAAGUGGCUUCCCAAAGCAUAUACAGUGUGAGGAGCAGUAUCAGAGUACGACGACCAUAAUUUAAGUGUUUUGGACUCGGUUAUAAUCUGAAGUUUGUACCACCGAAACAUCGUCAUAUCCCGGGUCAUAUCCAAGGUUGUAUUCUCAGAGUUUUCGAGCACCAUGGCAGAUGAGAAGAUCAACCCAAGCGCGCGAAAGAAAGUCGAUCUUGAUCGGCAGUCUAUCGUGAUAGAUGGAGAUGAGCGCAUCCACGUCUCCUCUCUUUGUGACUUUGGAAACAAAGAAUACACCAUCAGCAAGCUCUACGAUGACGUCACAACACUUUAUGAAGGAUUCUUAAGAGGAGAAAGGGUAUCAAAUGAUGGCCCGUGUCUGGGGUACAGACUAGACGGAGAUUCACCAUACAAAUGGAUGUCAUAUAGUCAGGUCCGCAGGAAAGCCCAUUACUUCGGAUCAGCCUUGAUGCAAAAGGGGUUCACCGCUUCAAAUGAUUCAAUGAUCGGAAUAUUCAGUCAAAAUCGACCUGAGUGGGUGAUUUCUGACCUUGGAUGUAUGGCUUUUAGUAUGGUAACUGUACCUCUCUACAGCACACUAGGACCGAAAGGAUACGAGUACAUUAUCAAUCUCACUAAUAUCAAACUGAUUGUGGUGGAUAAUAUGGAGAAAGCAUCGAGCUUGCUGAGUCAAAUCGACAAGUUACCUACAUUGAAGCAUAUUGUCAUCAUGGAUUCACCAAUUAGCGACGAGGUCAACGACCAGGCGAGAAAAGCAAACAUAGCAGUGGUUUCUUUUGAUGAGAUGCUGACACUGGGAGAAAAUAACCUUCACGAUCCACAGCCUUGUAAACCAGAUGACUUGGCCCUAAUUCGAUUCACAAGCGGAACCACAGGUGUUCCUAAGGGUGCCAUGACAUCACACAAGAGUAUAGUUGCAAAUGUUUCCGCCAUUUAUUCAUCGAUUAUUCGUUUCCACUCGUGUGCACCUGGAUCUGUAUCAAUAUCAUACCUUCCUUUGGCUCACGCAUAUGAACAUACACUCGACGGGAUGUUGUUUCUACAUGGUUGUUCAAUAGGGUUCUUCCGUGGUGAUGUGAAAACAUUAGUCAAUGAUAUGCAGGUCUUGAAACCCGAUAUCUUCCCUAGUGUUCCUCGUCUGGCAAACAAACUUUAUGAUAAGAUCAUGGGUGGGGUCAAUUCGUCGUCUUUCAUCAAACGAAGUCUCUUUAACCUAGCUUACCGAAUGAAAUUGGGAGAUGCAAUGAGAGGAAUCUUCAGAAGAGAUACAUGGUGUGAUUAUCUUGUCUUCAGUAAAGUUCAGGCAUUGCUUGGAGGCAACGUCACGUGGAUGAUCACCGGAAGUGCACCCAUUGCCCCGGAAGCACUCGAGUUUUUCCGGGUUGUCUUUGGUGUUCAAAUAUGUGAAGCCUACGGGCAGACUGAGUGUGUGGGAGGAGCUACUUGUACUGUUCCUGGUGAGACUGUCGCGGGUCAUGUUGGUUGUCCUCUUCCCUGUAACAUGAUGAAGGUUGUUGACGUCCCAGAGAUGGGCUAUUAUGCUGUCAAAGACAAAGGAGAAGUUUGCGUCAAAGGUCCGAACGUCUUCAAAGGAUACUACAAGAACAAGGAGAAAACCGACGAGGCACUCGAUGCUGAUGGUUGGCUUCAUACAGGGGAUAUUGGUCAGUGGUUGCCGAACGGAACGCUCAAGAUCAUUGACCGGAAGAAGCACAUCUACAAGCUUGCACAUGGAGAGUAUGUUGCUCCAGAGAAGAUUGAGACAGUCAUUACGAGGAGUGGUCUGAUAGCACAGGCAUUCGUCUAUGGAGAGAGUCUGAAGGCUUCAAAUGUGGCAAUAAUCGUACCGGACGAGGACGAAAUACAGAAGUAUGCCAAUGCAAACCACAUCAGUGGUUCCAUCGAAGAUCUAUGCAAAAACCUGAAAAUACGAGAUGCUAUCAGAACUGAACUCUCAAACGUUAGCAAUGCAGGAAAACUGUGUGGAUUCGAGAAGGUGAGAGAAUUUUCCCUACAACCUGAACAAUUCAGCAUUGAAAACGGUCUCCUGACUCCCACCAUGAAGAAUAAACGGGUGGCCAUCAAGGAGAGAUACCAGGCAGAAAUCGAUGAAAUGUAUUCCAGAGUACAGUAAUCAAUCUAAUCUACCUUUCUUAUUAUGACGUCAUCAUGAUGGUGCUAAUCCGAUGUAAUGUAGCACGACUUAAUAGCAGUGUAUUCCAAACAGCUUAGAACGAACACCUUGACUGUAAAUUAAAGAAAACGUGUUUGGUACAAUGAUGCUAGUAAUGAGGUAUCUCAGAGAAACUGAACACAAGGCCUGUGGCUUUGUGUUAAUCAUUAAAAGGAUCGAGUGUCAUAUUUGCUACUACUUAAUUUUAGCAUUAACUAUUGACUACACUAAACGAAACAACAUGUAUACAGUUUAUACAGCCUGGCUUACUUUCCGCAUAAACGUGCGAUUGUUCUUUAAAAGUAUAAUGAGUGUUUGAACAAAUAUAUCAAAUUUAGUACAUAAUUUCAACUUUUAAGCAAUAAAUAUUAAAAAUUUAAUUUGCUUUUUAAAUUUGCAAUAUUUUGUUUUAAACUUUAAACAAUAACUGAUCGGUUCACAUAUUAGACCAGGGGAUAAUUUCAUAUAACUUGUUAUAAUAACAAAUUUGUAAUAAAGAGUUAAAAGCUAGUGAAAUCCUUCAAUCUGAUUGGUUGAUAGUGAACCUGUUAUAGAAAUUGUGCAUUUGUUAUUAUACCAAGUUUUGAAUGAAACGAGACUCGGCACUUGGGUUGUAUAAGCGGUUUUUUCCCCCGAGUACUUCCUCGAUUGGAAAAAUGCUAAUGUUUCAUUUGAUUAGAUCUCGCAUGGUUCCCCAUUAAUUUUAUAUGACUCUUUGGAGCCUCUCACUGACAAAUGCCGCUCAUUGAUACUAAACGGGCAAGUUUUAAGACGAUUAAAAAACAUUAAGAUAAUAGCCAAGCGAAGCAUUCCUUACUGGAAAUGGGUAGCACAUUUUGAAAGCUACACAUUUUGAAAGCAUACACUCUGCCCAAAAUUUGAAUAUUCUGUGUUCGGCUUUGAAUGCUAAUGAUGUGACAAAAUGAGAGACAAAGAGCAUGAAAUUGGAACUUAGAAUAUCUGACCUGUUGCCAUGGUUUCUAAUUACUUUAUCAUAAUGUAAUGCCGUUUGUUCAUUUCUAGAAUUAAUCUUGUUUUUAUGAGGUGUUGGCCAUUAUAAACGGAACAUUACAGUACUCGGGUAUUCCAUCAAAGUAGCCUUUUUUUAAGCAACUUCUUUCUGUUGCAUUUUAUCAGAAAGUUAUUGUGUAAUUGAAUUACCAGAUGAAUGUUGACUGAUAGUAGUAACACUUGAAGUCAGCUUUGCAAUCGAAUUAAUGUCUUCCAAAUAAUUAGGUUGUUAAGAUUUAUUAAUCAUCAAAGUAUUAUGUUCUUCUACUUCUUCUGGUGGCAAUGUAUCUAAUAAUAUUGUUCUAAUUAUUUUAUUGUAUUUUAAAAGAUAUCUCUUUUUUAUAUAGAAUAUGCAUUAAUGUUUCUGUCGCUAAUUUGCAAUUUACAGGGUAUACAUUGUUAUUUUGUUUUUCUUGGCUUAUAAUCCAUGCAUAAAGAUAUCGAUGAAGUGAAAGAUCGACGAUUUCGCACAAUACAUGUAUUUCAAGAAAUAAUAUAUCACUGUGGCGUUAAAUAGGAAUCUUACAAUUCUGUUUUUUUUUGUCGUUAAUGCCUUUUUUUUUUGCUUUGAUAAUGAACCAUGCAAAAAGAAUUACCUUUUCUCUAAAAUCAUAUCGAUAACGAUAAAAAUCGACGAUUCCGCACAUUUCAAAAUUAUAUCACCAUUGCGUCAAAUAGGAAUAGUACAAUUUUCAUUUUUUGUUUCUUUCCUGAUUUUUAUGUCAAACCUUUAUCCCUCAUACACGGUGCCAGUUACACAAAGAGUAUACGUUUAAACGCAAGUCCAAAUAUCAAUCGCAUAUCUCGAAUGCGUGCUUUUGAUUGGUUGUAGAGUAAAUUACGUUUGAUUUAAGAUUUGUGCUUGAUUGCCACUCGUUCUGCAACCACGGGCCCCUGAAAACCAAGAAUAUUUGUAUUCUACUCCCAGGUUCUACCGAUCAAUGCAAGCGGGUAGUUUAUCAGUAAAACAUAGGUUUGCGAAAUUGUUAAUCGUAUGAGAAUGUCGGAUAUAUUUUGUUGUUCGAGUAGUUUAAGGAUACUUUCUUCCCCUUUUGCGUAGCUUUAUGAUGGUUUAAUAGUUCUACAGCUGUACAGUGUGUGGUAAAUAAUACGACAAAUGAAUGACAUCUAUUAUACAUUUUAUAAAUCUUUAUAAAGAAGAAUAAUGAUUAAAUAUAUAUUUUUGCAGUUGUGAUAACAUUUACUACAUGUGUCUAUGGAAUGGGUAUCAAUAUUGAAGCAAAUAUUUAUAAUAAAAUCUUGUUACUUUUAAUAAAGACGAGUAAAAAUGUCUGAUCAUUUUGUUUUAGAUAUACAUGUAGUUUUAUUGAAACAAAACGAAGGAUGACAACGGACAAAAUUAUUCCAUUAAAAUCUAUCGCAAUAUGGAAUCCUAGUUUCUUCUUGGAAAAUCGGAAUGUGAUACCAUAAUCAAGUUGUCAAACGAUUGCAAAAUUUCUACAGAAAUCCAUAUUAAUUUAAUGAAAACGAAAUCUGGAAAUGGAUUUCAACUAACCAGUGCAUGACCUUUGAAGGAGGGUGCUACCAUCACUGAAUUACUUUAACGGGGUGCAUUUUGUUGGUCUCGUAACGAAGAAUUGCGAAUUUCCAAGACUUAUUCUCUUAACGAGUUCCUCGUUCAUGUAGAUCCAAACGCUAAUGAUUAGCAAAUAAUCUCAUUCAUAUUCAGAAAAAGUAGAUAAAAGGCAUAUAGUAAACACACAGUAAAAAAUGCGCAUUGUGAGUGUAUUCACUGUAAAAUGUUGUUCAUAAUGGAAUUAACCUCGUUUUUUACUGAGAGGUUCAGUUCAAGAAGUGUAAGCAUUGCAAAUACCAUGAAUACAGGCUUGUGUUCUUUGUUCCUGGACGUAUCGCAACGUGUACAUAUUUGAUAAGACCAUGUAUGUUUUUUUUUAAUAUUCUAGUUGGAAAUUAUAAGAGCAAUUCUUACGAUACCUCAUCAGAAAGUGUGAGGUCUGAAUAAAAGUCUAUCAAAACA
Molecule: messenger RNA, 5687 nt
Organism: Lytechinus pictus (painted urchin)
Lineage: Eukaryota; Metazoa; Echinodermata; Echinoidea; Temnopleuroida; Toxopneustidae
Product: long-chain-fatty-acid--CoA ligase 1-like
Exons: 19
Coding region: 653-2638 (661 amino acids)
Biological process (GO): long-chain fatty acid metabolic process
Cellular component (GO): endoplasmic reticulum; membrane
Molecular function (GO): long-chain fatty acid-CoA ligase activity
Source: RefSeq, a predicted model, not a curated record